AACUCUACCCAUCUCCUCAACAUUUUUCACUUCCUCGUCUUUUCUCUCUCUAUUUCUCUGAGCUGAAGAUAUCUGCAGAAAAGUAAAGUUCAAAAAAACACUAUGGCUCACUCAUAUGUGGCGUUACGAUCACCUUCAACAUUUCCCAGACUCAACACUUCCAUUUUCGACCACAAAUUCACUUCUCGCUCCUCUCAUUCUCUCUUUCUCUCUCCUCCAUUCAACCCUCUUUCUCCCAGGGUUUUAAAAGCGAGUAAUUCUUCCGAAAAAUUUCGUCGAACUUCGAACGUUAAAACGUUACAUUGUGAUGGAUUUGGGACUCCUCGAAGAAAUGAUCGCUCUAGCAUUUGGUCCAAUAGAUUUCCGGUUUCAAUUUCCAGGAAUGGCUUGUCCUUACAUGUCCUUAAACGAAAGUUUCAAGCGUCUCUUCGUUCUGUAGAAUCUACAAGCAACAGUAUUGUGACACCCCCAGGACAGCAGUCUGAGAUCAUAUUUGUGGGGACCGGAACAAGUGAGGGCAUACCACGUGUAAGCUGCUUGACUGAUCCUGUCAAGAUUUGUUCGGUAUGCAAGAAAGCAGCGGAGCCAGAUAGCAAGAAUAGGAGACUCAACACAAGCAUCCUGAUCCGUUUUAAUGGAUCUUCUGGGAUACACAAUCUUCUUAUCGAUGCUGGGAAGUUUUUUUACCAUAGUGCUCUUCGUUGGUUCCCCACCUAUGGGAUAAGAACAAUUGAUGCGGUUAUUAUUACUCAUUCGCAUGCUGAUGCUAUUGGAGGCCUUGAUGACCUUCGGGACUGGACCAACAAUGUUCAGCCCUCCAUUCCAAUAUAUGUUGCAAAGCGUGAUUUUGAGGUAAUGAAGAAGACCCAUUACUAUCUGGUUGAUACAAGUGUAGUUUUAAAAGGUGCUGCUGUCUCGGAAUUGCAGUUUAUUAUUAUUGACGAGGAGCCUUUCAGUGUGCAUGAUCUGAAGAUCACUCCAUUACCUGUGUGGCAUGGCCGGGGCUAUCGCUCUCUUGGUUUUCGUUUUGGUAACAUCUGUUACAUUAGUGAUGUUAGUGAUAUCCCUGAUGAAACUUACCCACUCUUGGAGGAUUGUGAACUCUUAAUUCUGGACGCUUUGAAACCUGAAGGAUCUACUCCAACGCAUUUUGGACUUCCAAGGGCGUUGGAUGAAGUACGAAAAAUCCAACCCAAGAGGACACUUUUUACUGGCAUGAUGCAUCAUAUGGAUCAUGAAGAAGUCAAUGCGUACUUGUUGAAAUUGAAGGAUUCAGAAGGACUUGAUGUGCAACUGAGCUAUGAUGGACUGCGUGUGCCUAUAAAUAUCUAGUCACCUUUUCUUUGGCAGGUUUCCCGUCUAUGUAAACUACACUAUAAUGCUCACAAUUAUUUGUCUGGAGAGGGAUCCCUUCAGUUCGAACAUAUAAAUUAAUGCUAAUUGUUGAUGGGGUCUAUGAAAAGGUAGUAAUUCUUUUGGUGAUCUAAGAACUUUCACCUCAAAAGUGUAGUUAUCAUCUAAAGCACAUUGUGGCAUAACGGAUUAUUUAUCUCUGUUAUAUGAGCAAACUCUUGAGGAAUUUGUUGUCCA
Messenger RNA from Beta vulgaris subsp. vulgaris (sugar beet), 1590 nucleotides. RefSeq names its product putative hydrolase C777.06c. The record is from RefSeq and is a predicted model, not a curated record. The transcript is spliced from 14 exons. The coding region runs from base 103 to 1332 and encodes 409 amino acids. NCBI's taxonomy places the organism in Eukaryota, Viridiplantae, Streptophyta, Magnoliopsida, Caryophyllales, Amaranthaceae.